Messenger RNA from Fusarium venenatum, 2943 nucleotides. RefSeq lists its product as uncharacterized. Lineage: Eukaryota; Fungi; Ascomycota; Sordariomycetes; Hypocreales; Nectriaceae. The record is from RefSeq and is a predicted model, not a curated record.
AUGACCGCCGCCGCCAUGCAACAACCUCCCGCCAUCCCGCCUCGUCCGGCUAAGAGCCAGGACGGCAACGAGUCCGCGGCCGACGUCCCCAAGAUCCCGCCUCGUCCUACGAAACGACCCGACCGCUCGAUAUCUCCCAACCCUGCCCGUUUCGCUCCAUCGCCUUUCAACGAGGGCAUCCCUAAAAAGAGCCCUAUUUCUGCCCGAUUCAACCCCAGUGAUGCUCAACAGGAGCCAAUCAAGCGCCCUACAAGCGUCUCCAUGCCUUCUAUUGGUCAGGAGGGUGCUGAGUACAGCGCCGUGACCCAUGAGAUCAAGCCCGAAGAGGUUCAGGCUCCAGAACAGGAGGAAGCUGCGUCACCUGAACAGACACGUACCAUCGCUGAGGACCUCAAACUCCAUGCUCCCAAGCCUUCCCUGCCAGCUCAGAGCGCCAAGCAGCGUGUCCAAGCUGUCACCCGCACCGAUUCCGAUAAGGCAGCACAGUUCGGCAUUGGUCGCCCCGGAUCUACCCAAGCCACAAAGCAGUCAAGCACCAAUGUUUCGGUUAGCGAUGGCCGCCAAGAGGUUGAGGAUGACCAUGGCAUCCCUGAAAUCGGCCAACGUGUGCCUAUGAACCCUCAUCUGGGUGAUGUCCAGGCUCCUUCACCUGGCCCUGGUUCAGAGGAAUUCAAGAAGCACCAUCAUCGCAAGCACAGCUCUCGUGGUGGGCCCCCAGGUAGCUAUGGCCUUCACGGUCAUGGCGUUGCUCCCCAGGAUAAGCUUGACAAGGAAUACUACGAAAAGCAUCCUGAGGUCCUCAAGAGGGAGCAUCAGACUCCACUACAUGAUCGUCAGAAUGACUUUGCCAUGAGCAAGGAUGACCUGAACAAGUUGGUUAGAGAUACACGAUCUCGUGGCGCGGGCCUGAGCGCAUCGGGUUACCAAUCUACACCCACAGACGAGGUUGGUUUCCAAGCCACUGAAGAGUACACCUCCCGUCUUUCACCCCGCCCUGCCUCUACCAGUGAAGGCAAGGUUCAGCCUAUUUCGUUCAAAUCGGAAAUUAUUAGCCCCGAGGGUGAACACACAGUGCACGUUGAUGAUCCCAAGCACCCUGAGUAUCGGUCAUAUGGUGACGGUGAUGCUGUUGUGGAUGAGGAGCACAAGUACACUGCGCCCAUCUUGGCCGAGGACGAGGUUCAGAGCGAUGACCAUCCUUACAGCCAACGACCCGCUGUUGAACCUGUUCAUGACCGUGGAGAUAACGGCGACUUUGAUGAGCCCCUCAGCCGCCCUCUGAGCAGAACCAAUCGACCCAAGAGCAGACCUACCAGCAUCUAUAAGAACAACGACUCUCAAGAGUUUGCUCCCACUUCUCUGGAUGAUGUUGAGGAAUAUGAGCCACUCUUCCCUGAAGAAGGCAACAAGGAUGCCCAGAAGCCAGCACCCGGUAACAAAGCCAGGCACCAUUUCCCCAGCAAGGACAUUUGGGAGGAUGCACCAGAGAGCGUGCACUACACUGUGGAGGUUUCGACCCCAGACCAAGCUGGGCAGGUAGAGCAUGCAGAGCCAGAGGAGGAACCCCGACGACGAUCAUCCGCUAUGGACCGUCCCAAGACCCCUGCUCAUCUCUUUGCUCAGAGACAAGAAGAACUCGCAGAGCAAGAAGCGAAUGGUCCUGUAGAUGUCCAACCUCCUAAGAACCAUGAUAAGUCUAUCUGGUACGAAUCAAAGGAAUCGGACUCCUUCCUCAACAAUAACAAGAGACCUUCUGCAGGCCAGCGAUUCCCUAGCCGAGAUAUUUGGGAAGAUGCCCCAGAGAGUCAACUUUACGAGACUACCGUCGAUUCUCCUCAGCCUCAGGUCGAGACAAAAGAUGAGCCUAAGGAAGAACUUAAGGAAGAGUCCAAGGAAGAACCCAAGGAGCAAAGUAAGCCUGCCAUCCCUGAGCGACCGGCCAGGAAAUCAUCCGAAGACCGUCCUUCGAUUCCCGAGCGACCCAAGUCCAGGCCGCCUGUCUCGGAGAAGCCAAAACCUAGCAUCCCUCCUCGACCCACCAAGUCUUCUUCGGGAGAUUCGAUCGAGACCAAGCAGAAGCCUCCUGUUCCUAGCAGACCUGCUGGUAGCAAGAUUGCUGCGCUUCAAGCAGGUUUCAUGAGUGACCUGAACAAGCGUUUGAAGCUGGGACCACAUGUUCUUCCUAAAAAGGAGGAGCCAAAGGCCGAGGAGGAUUUGACGCAGGAGAAGGAGAAGGCUCCGCUCUCAGAUGCUCGUAAGGGCCGAGCUCGAGGUCCACAACGCCGAGCUCCGGCAAGAAGCCCGGCUGCCGUUGCUACAACCGCGCCCGCACAACCUGCAGCUCCCUCGUUAACAUUCUCUGUUCCUCAGACCUUCUGGUCCAUCAGUCCUGAAGGCUCUUUGUCUGUUUCUGGAGAGCAAACUCCUACUUCUGAGCCCGCUACUGAACCCACGAGUGAGCCUGUAUCCGAGUCUGUGCCUGAACCUACGUCGGUACCUGAGCCCGAAUCUGCUUCAAAGCCAGAGCCAGAGCCAGUCGAGGAGAAGAAGGAGGACACAGUUGAUGUGCCCACAGAACCCCAGGAAGCGCUGCCCAAGUCAGAACCUAACCUGGAGCCCAAGCCAGAAAUUCGCGGCGAGCCUGAGUCAGAAUCUGUUCCUGUGCAUAGGGACCCUGAGCCUGCAGCUGGAAAACUUCCUCAAGAGGCCGAACCCACACUUCCUGCGCAGCAGCCCGCUGUCGAACCUUCUCAGGAGCCAGCCCAGGAAGCACCAGCCCAGGAGGUGCCAACACAGGAACCCCAGCAUGAGCAAGAGCCUGUUCAGAUGGAGAAGAGCCUUGUUGCCAACACCGCUGGCGAGAGUAUUUUGGAGACGACUGUGGAUAAGAAGGAGGGCGGUGAUGUAGUCGAACCUGUUGGAGUGUCUGAUGAAGUCAAGUAG